Molecule: messenger RNA, 1029 nt
Organism: Balaenoptera musculus (blue whale)
Lineage: Eukaryota; Metazoa; Chordata; Mammalia; Artiodactyla; Balaenopteridae
Product: ferritin, mitochondrial-like
Biological process (GO): intracellular iron ion homeostasis; iron ion transport
Cellular component (GO): cytoplasm
Molecular function (GO): ferrous iron binding; ferric iron binding
Source: RefSeq, a predicted model, not a curated record
AUGUUUCAAGAAUUUUAUACCCAGCCAAGUAUCUCUUCAAGUGAAAAGACAAUAGAAAAUACUCUAAGGCAAGCAGUGCACUGGGCAGUCCCACGGCUCUGUCUCCUGCUACAACGGUGUGUGGACAGAACAGACCCAGGGGCGCCCCUUGCUCCCGCCUCCGAUGCCCCUCCAACCUGUGUUCCACUCGCAACCUUCGGAACCAGCCGCUCAGCUGUCCUCGGCCACCGGGACCGCCAGCACCAUAUUUUGAGCUUAACGCCGUAUUACCGAUCCACCACGAGCUCCCAGAUUCGUCAGAAUGAUUCCGCCGAGGUGGAGGCCGCCGUCAACCGCCUGGUCAACAUGCACCUGCGGGCCUCGCGCACCUACCUCUCUCUGGGCUCCUAUUUCCACCGCCACGACGCCGCUCUGGAGGGCCUGGGCCACUUUCUCCGCGAAGUGCCCGAGGGGAAGCGUGAGGGCGCCCAGCGCCUCUUGAAAAUGCAGAAACAGCGCGGCGGCCGCGCCCUCUUCCAGGACGUGCAGACGUCUCAGGAUGAGCGGGGUGAAACCCAGGACGCUGUGGAAGCCGCCAUUAUCAUGGAGCAGAACCUGAACCAGGCCCCUGCGGACCUGCACGCCCUGGGCUCUGCCCGCGCAGACCCCCGCCUCUGGGACUUCCCGGAGAGCCGCCUCCUAGAUGAGCAGGUGAAACUCAUCCAGAAGAUGCGCGAUCACCUGACCAACCUCCGCAGGCCGGCUGGUCCCCAGGCGGGGCUGGGCGAGUCCUCGUCGAAAGGCUCACCCUCCAGCACAACUAGGAGCCUCCGGAGCCCAGCGGCCUUUGAGGAGCCCCUCUGGCGUCAGGGCUCCUGCCUGAAGCCCCUCUCUGCAGCCGCUAGGCAGCUUUUUAACCACCCUGGAGCCCUCUCCCAAGCCUUGGACCAAAUGGAAACAAUAAAGCUUUUUGCAGCAAAGAAAGAAAGAAAAGAAAGUACUCUAAGGCAUAUAAUACCCAGAAAAUACAGCUUCCCUCUCACAAAUUAA